AUGGGUGGUGAUCUCAACUUGAAGAAGUCAUGGCAUCCCCAUUUGCGCAAGAACCAAGAGCGCGUCUGGAAGGAAGAAAAGUCGGCUCUCGAGGAGCGCAAACAAAUUGAAAAGCUCCGCAAAGAGCGCGAAGAGGAACGCCAGAUUGAGGAACUCCAGAAAUUGCAGGAGGCUGCGGGUGGCAAGACUAUCACCAAGCGCGUAGAUUGGAUGUAUGCUGGCCCCAGCGGCGAAGGUGCUGGCGUCACAGAAGAGCGCGAAGGCUAUUUGCUCGGCAAGCGCAGGAUCGACCAACUUCUCAAGUCCAGCGACACACAAAGUCUGCAGAAGGGCGCAGCGGUUGGAGUAGAUGCGGUCGGUGCUACACCCAUCAACACUGCACGCGACACGCAAAAGAAGGUCCUUGAGGACCCGCUCCUCAUCAUUCAGAAGCAGAAGAUGGAGAUGCAGCUCAAGGCAAUGAAGGAUGCACAAAAGGAAGCAAAGUAUGCAGAGAAGCGUGAAAAGGAAAAGCAACGGGAACGCAGACAUAAGGACAAAGGAAGGGAUAGAGAGCGGAGCAGAGACAGGGACCACAAACACCGCAGCCGACGACAUCGGUCCCGCUCCCGAUCUGAUGACUACGAUGACCGGGACAAACGGGAGCGAAAACACCGAAGACAAGAUAGGGACGAGAAAGAUGAUCACGGCAGCCACCGUCGGCGAUCAAAGUCCCGCUCUCGUUCGCCUUACCGACGGAGCCAUCGCGAUGAACACAGGCGGCGCUCACGCUCACCACGGAGACGGGAUGACCGUGAUGAUCGGGACAGUUAUCGACGUCGUGAUCGUACCCCUCCACGAAAACCAUACGAUCAGCCUCGUCGACACUGGGACGAAGAGCGACCUGCGAGACCUGCACCUCCACUAACUGAGAAACCCGAAGAACCAAAGGAGAGUGCAGCUGAUCGUCUGGCAAGAAUGCAAGCAGAGGCAUCAUCACUCGAGGAACAACGUGCGGAGCGUGUGCGUCAGCAAGAGAUUGUAGAUGCGAAAGAGGAAGAGAACCACAAAAAGAAUACUGAUGGCGGGCGUCGUUUUAUUUCCAGUGUACGAGGACAAGCGUUGAACAAGACAGAUUUGGGCGACGCUAUUGCGCGAGGACGGCAUUCACUCAGAGCAGAAGUUGAUGUGUAA
Plenodomus lingam JN3 is the source of this 1173-nucleotide messenger RNA. RefSeq lists its product as uncharacterized. Gene Ontology annotation, biological process: mRNA splicing, via spliceosome. The record is from RefSeq and is a predicted model, not a curated record. Lineage: Eukaryota; Fungi; Ascomycota; Dothideomycetes; Pleosporales; Leptosphaeriaceae. Gene Ontology annotation, cellular component: U2-type spliceosomal complex.